This is a messenger RNA of Arachis stenosperma, 1263 nucleotides long. RefSeq lists its product as uncharacterized. The record is from RefSeq and is a predicted model, not a curated record. Gene Ontology annotation, molecular function: dynein intermediate chain binding; dynein light intermediate chain binding. NCBI's taxonomy places the organism in Eukaryota, Viridiplantae, Streptophyta, Magnoliopsida, Fabales, Fabaceae. Gene Ontology annotation, cellular component: dynein complex. Gene Ontology annotation, biological process: microtubule-based process. The transcript is spliced from 3 exons. Bases 119 to 493 code for a protein of 124 amino acids.
CGUGUUUUUCUGAGACAGUACGUGGAGAGUAGAGAGUAAAAGCAGGGAGAGGAGAGAGUAGAAUGAAUCAUUGAAAAAGGAAGCAGAAACGACGAGACUUGAGUGCAGUGUGUGUGUGAUGAGCGGCGAGGACACCAGAAAGAGCAUCGGAGGAGGAACUCUGAUGGCGAGGCCCAAUUCCGACGAACAUGCUCCAAAGCCAUCGUCAGCAACAGCAACGCCCCCUCCCACCAAGAAGAUCAUCAUCAAGAGUGCCGAUAUGCCCCCCGACUUGCAAAGGGAGGCCGUUGAUAUCGCCGUCUCCGCAUUUGAGAAGUGCAAUGUCGAGAAAGAUGUUGCGGAGCACAUCAAGAAGGUCUUCGACAAGAGGCAUGGUCCCACUUGGCAUUGCAUCGUUGGUCGCAAUUUUGGUUCUUAUGUGACUCAUGAAACAAACCACUUUGUUUAUUUCUAUUUGGAUCAGAAAGCAGUUCUGCUUUUUAAGUCUGGCUAGCAACAUGCUAAAGGUGACAAAAAUGUUGAAGAGUCUUGUGAUUAUGCUGUUAUAUUAACUCUUGUAUGUAUUGAAUCCUUGGUAGGGAAAACUCUUUGAUAUUCUUGUCCUUGUAUAUCUAACUUCAUGCACUUUCUGCUUUACUUUGUAUUUUAUUCGAUUUGGGAGUCUUGGGAACACAAUGUCUCAUUAACAUUUCAAAUAUUUGUGACUUGUCAGACCUUAAAGGCUGUGUAUGUAACUUGUGACAACUUCACAUGGACAGGGUUAGCCGAUUAGGUUCCAAAGAAUGGGUUUGCCUUAGUGAUGUCAACAUUUCACUUGCAUUCCUUAGGUGGAAAUUUACAUUUGACAUGGUGAAUAUUACAUUUGAGAAUCCUGUCAAUGGUGGAAUGUUGAGGAUCCCAUCCCCCUUGUGGUGUUUCGAUACUAAUUAUAGAACCACUAUGCCUAAUAGCCAGAAAGAAAACAAAAGUACUAGUUACUAUAGUAAUGUUGUUUGCACAUGAUGUUUUUCAAAGACUUCUUUUCUUUUUUAUUUUUCGGUAGUCGGAUCUUAUUAUUAUGAAAUAUAUUAAUCUGGGUUGAGAAAUUAUAGCUUUCUCUUUGAAAUGGGACGAGUUCGUUUACUACUGAAUCAGUCCAGUCAGUAGUAGUAAGUACAGUAAAAACACAUGAUGUGUGGCGUCAUGGAUCACUGUAAUCUUUUCAGCUUUGUGAAGACGACAAUGAGAAGGUAAAGUGAGUGUUUAACAUCGUGUGACAAUUAA